Pisolithus orientalis is the source of this 1296-nucleotide messenger RNA. RefSeq lists its product as uncharacterized. The transcript is spliced from 5 exons. Lineage: Eukaryota; Fungi; Basidiomycota; Agaricomycetes; Boletales; Pisolithaceae. The record is from RefSeq and is a predicted model, not a curated record. The coding region runs from base 1 to 1296 and encodes 431 amino acids.
AUGGCACCCAGUGCUGCUUAUGAUGCCUUCAACUCUGAUGCUGAGGAUGGAGGUCCUGAAAACUUCAACCUUGACAAAGGGACAGACAAUACCAACUUGGAAGACCUGGACAGUGAUGCCAAACAGCACAGACCUCAAGCUGAUGUUGCUGAGCUGCAAGUGGCUCUCAGUGUUGUGCAACGAGCAUACACUGAAUGCCACAAGGAACUGUGCCAGAUAAGGAAGGCUCUCUUCGAAGCCAAUAGCCAGCAUUCCAAGUGGUCCAGGAACAUGUCUAGCAAGUCAAACAGCCUCAUGACUUGUAUUGAGCAAGAAGCAAAGAAAUACCUCCUACUGUAUCAUUUUUUCAUCAUUCAAAGCCUUUUCCCAGCAGCCCCAAAUCCCAAUACUGAUCAAUGCAAUCCAGCAUGGUGGAAAUCACAGGAUGGGAAGCUCAAGGGCGCUCUGACUGAGCUUUAUGAGAUGAUUCCUGCAGAUUUACAUGAGUUGAUGGCAACCUACAAGCAAUUUGGCUCCAUGAUAUGUGUAAUUCCAACCUUGGUGACCACUAACAUAUUAAUUUGUUUUAAGUUCAUACAAGCACAUGGUCAGGAGAGAUCCAAUGUCCUCAAAGUCAUCAAGGACUGUGCUGGCAUGUUAUUUGCUCCAUAUAACAUUUCACCAGAUCUCUUUACUGGACAGCCCACUUGUAAGAAGGACAACAAGGCAUGCCUGGUGCUCUUGAAGAAGGAUGGAGUUGGAGAAUACACCCAUUUUGCACCCAUUCUUUUUGCAGAUCCUAAGCAGAUGGUUACUGGAGGCUUCUUGAAGAGUCCCAUCCUAGUUAAGGUUUUCCAUGUCCUGAUGUUUGGAAAAUUGAUCCUUGCAGAAAACAAACAUGGAUGGCCCCCAGCCAGGGGUCAGAAGAUGGGCAUGCUGAGCAUUACUGAGGGCCUGAUUGCUGGUGCCUGCAUCUUGGAAGUCUUCAGGAAGGGGUCUCAAUUGGCAAAUGUCGAAUCUGAGGUAUUUGCUAAUGUGGAGCAGCCAUGUACUUGGGAAGAUGAAUUUUUAGACAAACUUGACAACAUUGACCCCACUGAGAGUCACACCCUGCCCAUUUCCACACUGCAUGACCUCAAUGCCCCUGGCAGCUGUGAUUCAGAUCUACAUGACUCCAAUCUGUCAUUGGUCUCUCACACUCCAUCACCUGUUGCUGGCUUGGUCACUCAUUUCAAUCCCCCUCACUCUCAUCCAGCUAGUGUCACUGCUGCACAAGCUGAUCUCAGUGCUCAAACUAUUUCUGGUGCUUCUCAUUGA